UCCUCCCCUCCUCUCGUCUGCUUCCUUCCUUCCUUCCCUCCUUCUUUCCUUUUUAUUCUCGUCUCGUCGCUUCUUUUGAUUGGUGUUUGCCUGCCCUUUUCCGCGCGCCUCGGUUCCGAUGCGGGGCGACCGGUGUUUCCAUUUCGGGGUGGCGGCCGCCCGCCCGCCGGGUUUCUUCUAUGGAUAAGUGGCAAGCAAGCAAGAGGCUUAUCCGAAUUCCACCGGGCUGGGCUGGGCUGUGUUGGGGGAGUGGAGAGCGAGUUGUGCGGGGAUCUCGCUUGCGCGGCGUCGGGGAGGAAAGUCACGGUUGCUGUUGCCGGCGCCGCCGCAGAUUAGGGCUCCAAGUUGACCGGCGAGGCGACGAUAGUAUCUGCCUCUGCUUUGCUCCAACGGCAGCGGCGGGCGCCGGAGAAUUUCCCGUCUCUUCUCCUCGGCUCAGUUGCACCCGUCCAGCUGGGACGUAUCUACAGUUCUACUCUAGCCAGAACAUCUCCUCUUUUUACUCUUCUGCUGUGUGUUCCAUUGAUUGAUUCAAGUUCGUGCGUGUCAACCUGUCAAUGGAUUGUAAUCCAGUAGCACAGUACGACUACUGUGCCGUGAACCUCACCGGAGGCUACUUUGAGAAAAGUCGUUGGCUGGAAGAAGCUGUGAUGAGUGGCAUGGGAUCGCGGCCGGGAGAGAGCAACCUGGUGGAGCCGAGAGGGCUGCCGUCCGGCAUGCCGAUGCAGCCGUGGUGGACGGGGACAGGGUUCGGGGCCGUCGUGGCGCCGGCAAGCGGGGCGGGGAUCAGCCUGUCGAGCAACCCGCUGGGCGGCGGCGCGGCCAAGGGCGCGACGACGCAGGGGAAGAAGACGGUCGACGACGACGACGCGCGGGCCGAGAGCAGCGACGACGACUCACCGAGAUCAGGGGAACCAAAAGACGGAAGCUUUGAUGAAGAGAAGCAGCAUGCCACAUCCCGGAUGCCCGCUUUGGCGUCAGACUAUUUACCACCAUACUCACAGCUGGAACUAAACCAACCGAUCGCCUCGGCAGCGUACCCGUACCCAGACGCUUACUACACAGGCAUGGUCGGCCCCUACGAAGUUCACGCAGUGACUCACUUCCAGCUACCCGGACUGACGCACCCUCGCAUGCCGCUGCCCCUGGAAGUGUCGGAGGAGCCCGUGUACGUGAACGCCAAGCAGUACCACGGCAUUCUCAGACGCAGGCAGUCGCGCGCCAAGGCCGAGCUCGAGAGGAAGGCGAUCAAGGCCAGGAAGCCUUACCUCCACGAGUCCCGGCACCAGCACGCGAUGCGGCGGGCGAGGGGCACCGGCGGCCGGUUCCUGAACACGAAGAAGGACGAGAACGGCGGCAGAACCGAGGCGAGCAAGGGCGAGCAGAGCUCCGAGUACCUCCGGGUGCCGCCGGACCUGCACCUCCGUCAGGCGUGAAGUGGCACCUUGAUGCAACCUAGAACAGCGGCUUCUUCUUCUGCCCGCCGGCGUACGGCGCCCUGAGGGCGGAUCUCCGUCCGUCAUGGCGUCCGGUUCCCGUGGGUCGGGCAGGGUCUGCUGCUGUCUCCAGGCAAUUCAUUCUUGGCUUUCGCAUUCUGUCACCCCUGUCGUUGUCCUUGUGUGAACUAGGCUGUGCUGCGUCCUCUGCGGGGCGCGUGUAAGAUUGAUGAUUGACUCGGGAUCGAUAGCGCUUGUUUGUACGUACUGCGGUAGAGUGGGAUUUGGUUCGCUUUUGAAAAUUACUGUAUUAGGUAGUGUAACAAAUUAUGGGCGGUGCAGGGCUGAACCUCGAUGUGCAGAGAACAGAACUGGUCUCAGCAUCCUUCAGUGUCGGUGUGCUUCUCGUGCACAAGCAGGAAGACUGUCUCGAAACUUUCA
This is a messenger RNA of Triticum dicoccoides, 1877 nucleotides long. RefSeq names its product nuclear transcription factor Y subunit A-7-like. Gene Ontology annotation, molecular function: DNA binding; DNA-binding transcription factor activity. Gene Ontology annotation, biological process: regulation of DNA-templated transcription. Lineage: Eukaryota; Viridiplantae; Streptophyta; Magnoliopsida; Poales; Poaceae. Bases 558 to 1436 code for a protein of 292 amino acids. The transcript is spliced from 6 exons. Gene Ontology annotation, cellular component: CCAAT-binding factor complex. The record is from RefSeq and is a predicted model, not a curated record.